GGGCGUUACUAGUGGGCCGGAUGAACGUGUAGGAUUACUUGCAAAGCUAGCUGUUCUUUGAUGUGAUGACCGGUGGUAUUGUCAUGUAGACUUACCUCAGGGGUAACACCCGAGGUAGCAGUCAGUCUUACGGCAGUCUGUGUAAGGUAGCGGUGACUGUGUUGUGGGUGGUGACUGAAGAAGAGAGCAUAUACAUGUUGUACAGUGUCUCUUACUAUUAAGAAGCAGGUACAUCAUGUGGAGGUUGCGAGCGAAGUGGCGCUGUGUUGUCUGUUUGCAGAUCAUCGGGAGUUUUUGUCUCGGAGCGUACGUUCAUUUCUUAGCAACAACAAAACAGCUGAGAGAAGAAACAACUACACCCACCACUGUGCAUAGAGGCCUAGGGAGCGCAGAAAACCACCUUUUCAAGACUGUCGAAGGGUCUGGACCGCCGACUCAAAACAACAAGCCAACAACAUCGACUGCUGGCAGGCUGUUCCAGAAAAUAGCUUACGUCGAGAAGAAAAGUGUUCCACCAGUGACAGGUAUGUUGGAAAAGGAUGAGAAAUGGAGAAGAAAUAUAAGAUCAAGAGAAGAACUGGGAGUUGGGAGUAGUCAUCAAUCGGACUUUUCAAUUAAGAAGAUAUCUAAUGAUGAAGUAAAACGGCCGUCAAGAAAACAACUGGGGCUCACCAAUUCUUUGCAUAUUGGACGGCAUUUUACUGUAGAUUUGGAAUCGAUCGAUGUACCGUUUGGUGGAAAAUGGAAACCAUCUACUAUUGAUUCAUCUAUUAUAUCAGAGAAGAUCGCCGUAUUGGUCCCAUACAGAGACAGAGAGGAGCAUCUUAAGACUUUCCUUUCUUACAUUCACCCGUUUCUUCAGCGCCAAGGAAGAUAUUAUGGCAUCUAUGUCAUAGAACAACACGGUGACGAACCGUUAUUCUGCAAGGGCUUACUCUUCAACAUCGGGUUUAACGCAGCGUUAGAAGACGACGAUUACGACUGCUUCAUUUUCCACGACGUAGAUCUCAUUCCUGAAGAGGACAGAAACUUAUACACCUGUAAGGACUCCCCAAGGCAUCUAUCAGUCGCCAUCGACAAGUUCAACUACACCUUACCGUACGAACAGUUAUUUGGUGGAGUCACAGCCCUGAAAACCUCCCACUACAGACAACUGAACGGAUACUCUAACUUGUUCUGUGGAUGGGGUGGGGAGGACGACGACAUGUUUAAGCGACUGUACAGACAUAAGUUGAAAGUCUCCCGUCCUGAGACAGACAUCGCCAGGUAUAAGAUGUUACGACACAGACAGACGCCUCUGAAUCCUGCCAGGUAUGCACUUCUCAAAACGUCGAUCAAAAGAGCGAGCGAGGAUGGACUGAGCAGUCUAGAGACAAUGGGGUAUCAAAUGACUUCUACCUCCAGACAGCGUUUCUUCAGCCAUAUCUUGGUAAACAUUGCGGAUAGAAAUGCUCGUAAAGUAGCGAGGCACUUGCCUCGUUUGAGACGACUAAGGCAGCUGUAAUAGGGCCUUCACACUGAAACCGAAUUAGCAGGAAUCAAGCUGAACCAGCCGGAAUGAAGUACAAAA
This is a messenger RNA of Branchiostoma floridae (Florida lancelet), 1570 nucleotides long. RefSeq names its product beta-1,4-galactosyltransferase 2-like. Bases 236 to 1504 code for a protein of 422 amino acids. The transcript has a single exon. Lineage: Eukaryota; Metazoa; Chordata; Leptocardii; Amphioxiformes; Branchiostomatidae. Gene Ontology annotation, molecular function: glycosyltransferase activity. Gene Ontology annotation, biological process: carbohydrate metabolic process. The record is from RefSeq and is a predicted model, not a curated record.